Molecule: messenger RNA, 672 nt
Organism: Numida meleagris (helmeted guineafowl)
Lineage: Eukaryota; Metazoa; Chordata; Aves; Galliformes; Numididae
Product: nuclear factor 1 C-type
Biological process (GO): regulation of transcription by RNA polymerase II
Cellular component (GO): nucleus
Molecular function (GO): DNA-binding transcription factor activity, RNA polymerase II-specific; RNA polymerase II cis-regulatory region sequence-specific DNA binding
Source: RefSeq, a predicted model, not a curated record
CUCCCCCAGCGUGAAGACGGAGAUGGACAAAUCGCCCUUCAACAGCCCCUCGCCGCAGGACUCCUCGCCCCGCCUGAGCAGCUUCACGCAGCACCACCGUCCCGUCAUCGCGGUGCACAGCGGUAUCGCUCGCAGCCCGCACCCUUCGUCCACGCUGCAUUUCCCCACCACCUCGAUUCUCCCCCAGACGGCCUCCACCUACUUCCCGCACACGGCCAUCCGGUACCCGCCUCAUCUCAACCCGCAGGACCCUCUGAAAGAUCUCGUCUCGCUGGCCUGCGACCCGUCCAACCAGCAGCCCGGACCGUUAAAUGGAAGUGGUCAAGUGAAAGUGCCCAGCCACUACCUGCCCACGCAGAUGCUGGCACCGCCACCUCCCCCCGGCAUGCCCCGCUUGGCCGUCUCUCCUGACACCAAAUCCGCCACGACAACUUCGGAGGGAGGGACGACCUCACCGACGUCACCCACCUACUCUGCACCAGGCACGCCCCCUGCGAACCGUUCCUUCGUGGGAUUAGGACCAAGGGAUCCUGGGAGUAUCUAUCAGGCACAGUCCUGGUACCUGGGAUAGCGCGGCCGUGCCACCCUUCGCUCCCUUCUCCUCUGCUUUAGGCACCCUGAGAGGACCCCCCCCGGCGCAGAGCCCCCGGUGGAGAGCGCGCACUAACGACG